UCCCCAAAUCGCAAUCGCGUAGAUCGAGAGAUGGCGGCGACCGUCGGCGAGUUAGAUCGGUUCGAGGAUCUGUCUGUGUCGUCAGGGACGAAGAAGGGGUCGUCUUUCUGGGAGGAGGAGGCGGCACCCAAGCCGACGCGUCGUGGUGGAGACAAGGGGUCUGCCAAGGCCGAGGUGCCCAAGCCGUCGCGUCGUGGCCGACGGAAGGCGGCAGGAGAGCAGGAGAAGGAGGCGGUGGUCAUGCCAGGGCGCCAUGGUCGACAGAAGGCCUGUUCGCAGGGGGAGGCGGGCAAGGGCAAGGGCAAGAAGGGUCCUCUUCCUCCGGCCAAGAACAUGAUGUCUGAAGAGGAUGUGAUGUACAUCCUGUCCUGGGAAAGGCGCGAGCCCUACAGCCGGAAGAAUAACAAGGCCGCCGGCUUCUUCAACCGGUUGAAUAAUGAACUCUUCGAGUACCAGCAGGAGAUCAGGGAUGAGUUUGAGGAGAAGGGCUACGUCGAGAUCCCAGACAACUUCGAGGAAGACAACAAGCGAAUCAACCUUGAAGCUUACAGGAUUGCCUACCUCAAGGUGUUUGGCACCGAACCGCCGGCUAAGAUCUAGUCUGGAUGAAGUGGAUCGGAGGAGCUUCGUUAUUUCAUUACUUGCCGUCUAGUAGUACGUACGAUUUGUUAACUGAAACACUGUAAUUAAGUAGUAAAUCCUAUCUAUGUACAGUACUAGUAUUUGAGCAAAAGUGGUGCUUGAAAUCCA
This is a messenger RNA of Hordeum vulgare subsp. vulgare (domesticated barley), 750 nucleotides long. RefSeq lists its product as uncharacterized. The record is from RefSeq and is a predicted model, not a curated record. The transcript has 2 exons. Bases 31 to 600 code for a protein of 189 amino acids. NCBI's taxonomy places the organism in Eukaryota, Viridiplantae, Streptophyta, Magnoliopsida, Poales, Poaceae.